Messenger RNA from Sciurus carolinensis (gray squirrel), 8850 nucleotides. RefSeq names its product talin 2 (gene Tln2). The coding region runs from base 411 to 8084 and encodes 2557 amino acids. Gene Ontology annotation, biological process: cell-cell adhesion. Gene Ontology annotation, molecular function: actin filament binding; structural constituent of cytoskeleton; integrin binding. Lineage: Eukaryota; Metazoa; Chordata; Mammalia; Rodentia; Sciuridae. Gene Ontology annotation, cellular component: plasma membrane; ruffle; cytoskeleton. The record is from RefSeq and is a predicted model, not a curated record. The transcript is spliced from 59 exons.
CGGCCGCUGAGCGACUGGGGAAGCGCCCGGCCAAGAGCGAGGGCAGGGUUUGGAUCUAGAGCGGUGGCCUCUCACUGGCUGAGCGGCUCCUUCCCCGGCCCCAUGAGCUGAGAUUUCGCGCCCAUUGGGAGCCGCAGGGACCUGGAGACCGGCAUUUCGGGAUCCCUGAGGGGCCGGAGGAACGACGUUCGAGGGCGCCAUAUUUUCAUGCAUUGCUGCAGGGUAACAUCUGGACUGGACUCCCGGCCCCUCAGAUGCUUGACUGCCCACAAGUUCCUGUGUCAACUUGUUGAAAACCGUAUUGCUGCUGGAGACUUCUCGUCUGCUUCAGGGUAUCUUCAGGGAAGUCAACUCUACAUAAACUAAGAAUUUAGAAGUUCUAAGUGAGAACCUUCAAGUCAUCUAAGAAGAUGGUGGCCCUAUCCUUAAAGAUUUGUGUCCGCCACUGCAAUGUGGUGAAGACCAUGCAGUUUGAACCAUCUACAGCUGUGUACGAUGCCUGCCGAGUCAUUCGGGAACGGGUACCCGAGGCACAAACAGGACAAGCUUCUGACUAUGGGCUGUUUCUUUCGGAUGAAGACCCCAGGAAAGGGAUUUGGCUGGAAGCGGGCAGAACACUGGAUUACUACAUGUUGCGAAAUGGGGAUAUUUUGGAAUAUAAAAAGAAACAGAGGCCUCAGAAAAUCCGGAUGCUGGAUGGGUCUGUGAAAACAGUGAUGGUGGACGACUCCAAGACAGUGGGGGAGCUCCUGGUCACCAUUUGCAGCAGGAUAGGAAUAACGAAUUAUGAAGAAUACUCUUUAAUCCAAGAAACCAUUGAAGAAAAGAAAGAGGAAGGGACGGGUACACUUAAAAAAGACAGGACACUGUUACGAGAUGAGAGGAAGAUGGAGAAGUUGAAGGCCAAGCUUCACACGGACGAUGACUUAAAUUGGCUGGAUCAUAGCCGAACGUUCAGAGAACAAGGAGUGGAUGAAAAUGAGACAUUGCUGCUCAGGCGGAAGUUCUUCUACUCUGAUCAGAAUGUAGACUCGAGAGACCCCGUGCAACUGAACCUGCUUUAUGUCCAGGCUCGGGAUGACAUCCUGAAUGGCUCCCAUCCUGUGUCCUUCGAGAAAGCCUGUGAGUUUGGUGGGUUCCAAGCUCAGAUACAAUUUGGACCUCAUGUGGAACAUAAACAUAAGCCUGGAUUCUUAGAUUUAAAAGAAUUCCUGCCUAAAGAGUACAUCAAGCAGAGAGGAGCUGAAAAGAGAAUAUUUCAGGAGCAUAAAAACUGUGGAGAGAUGAGUGAAAUAGAAGCCAAGGUCAAAUACGUCAAGCUAGCCCGAUCCCUCCGGACGUACGGUGUAUCUUUUUUCCUAGUGAAGGAAAAGAUGAAAGGCAAGAACAAGCUGGUACCUCGCCUGCUGGGAAUCACCAAGGACUCUGUGAUGCGUGUGGACGAGAAGACAAAGGAGGUGCUGCAGGAAUGGCCUCUCACCACAGUCAAGCGCUGGGCUGCCUCGCCAAAGAGCUUCACACUGGACUUUGGGGAGUAUCAGGAAAGCUACUAUUCAGUGCAAACCACUGAGGGAGAGCAAAUAUCUCAGCUGAUUGCAGGAUACAUUGACAUCAUCCUCAAAAAGAAACAAAGCAAAGACCGAUUUGGCCUAGAAGGUGAUGAGGAGUCAACUAUGUUGGAAGAGUCAGUUUCCCCAAAAAAGUCCACCAUCUUGCAGCAGCAGUUCAACCGGACAGGCAAGGCAGAGCAUGGCUCAGUGGCGCUGCCAGCCGUGAUGCGCUCAGGCUCCAGUGGGCCUGAGACCUUCAACAUUGGCAGCAUGCCCUCGCCACAGCAGCAGGUCAUGGUUGGGCAGAUGCACCGAGGCCACAUGCCUCCACUGACCUCAGCCCAGCAGGCCCUUAUGGGGACCAUCAACACAAGCAUGCAUGCUGUCCAGCAAGCCCAGGAUGACCUCAGUGAGCUUGACUCAUUGCCACCUCUCGGCCAGGAUAUGGCAUCUAGGGUAUGGGUUCAGAACAAAGUGGAUGAAUCCAAACACGAAAUCCAUUCUCAAGUAGAUGCUAUUACAGCUGGAACGGCUUCAGUCGUUAACCUCACGGCUGGUGACCCCGCAGACACUGACUACACAGCUGUGGGAUGUGCAAUCACCACUAUUUCUUCCAACCUGACGGAGAUGUCCAAGGGUGUGAAGCUGUUGGCAGCCCUCAUGGAUGAUGAGGUGGGCAGCGGGGAGGACUUGCUCCGAGCCGCAAGGACCCUUGCCGGGGCUGUGUCUGACUUGCUGAAAGCUGUGCAGCCUACUUCUGGAGAGCCUCGACAGACUGUUUUGACGGCUGCUGGGAGCAUUGGACAGGCCAGUGGGGAUCUUCUGAGACAGAUCGGAGAGAAUGAGACCGAUGAGCGAUUCCAAGAUGUUUUGAUGAGUUUGGCUAAAGCUGUUGCCAAUGCUGCUGCCAUGUUGGUGCUGAAGGCCAAGAAUGUUGCCCAGGUGGCUGAAGACACUGUCCUACAGAACAGGGUGAUCGCUGCUGCUACUCAGUGUGCCCUUUCCACUUCUCAGCUUGUGGCAUGUGCCAAGGUUGUGAGUCCCACCAUCAGCUCCCCCGUAUGCCAGGAGCAGCUGAUUGAGGCAGGGAAACUCGUGGAUCGUUCAGUGGAGAACUGCGUCCGAGCCUGCCAAGCAGCCACUGGUGACAGUGAGCUCCUGAAGCAAGUCAGCGCAGCAGCCAGUGUGGUCAGCCAGGCCCUGCAUGAUCUCCUGCAACACGUGAGGCAAUUUGCCAGUCGAGGAGAGCCCAUCGGCCGCUACGACCAGGCCACCGACACCAUCAUGUGUGUCACCGAGAGCAUCUUCAGCUCCAUGGGUGAUGCUGGUGAGAUGGUGCGCCAGGCCCGGGUCCUGGCCCAGGCCACUUCGGAUCUUGUCAAUGCUAUGAGGUCAGAUGCAGAGGCCGAAAUUGAUAUGGAAAAUUCAAAGAAGCUCCUGGCAGCAGCGAAGCUCUUGGCUGACUCCACUGCUCGAAUGGUGGAAGCUGCAAAGGGAGCUGCAGCUAACCCAGAAAAUGAAGACCAGCAGCAAAGGCUGAGAGAAGCUGCAGAAGGUCUCCGGGUAGCAACCAAUGCCGCUGCCCAGAAUGCAAUCAAGAAAAAAAUUGUCAACCGGCUGGAGGUUGCUGCUAAGCAGGCUGCAGCCGCAGCCACACAGACCAUCGCAGCAUCCCAGAAUGCAGCUGCAUCCAACAAGAACCCUGCGGCCCAGCAGCAGCUGGUCCAGAGCUGCAAGGCAGUGGCUGAUCACAUCCCUCAGCUGGUCCAGGGGGUGAGAGGGAGCCAGGCUCAAGCAGAAGACCUCAGUGCCCAGCUGGCACUCAUCAUCUCCAGCCAGAACUUCCUCCAGCCUGGAAGCAAGAUGGUGUCCUCUGCCAAGGCUGCAGUGCCCACUGUGAGUGACCAGGCCGCAGCCAUGCAGCUGAGCCAGUGUGCCAAGAACCUAGCAACCAGCUUGGCUGAGCUGCGCACCGCCUCGCAGAAGGCCCAUGAAGCCUGUGGUCCUAUGGAAAUCGAUUCAGCUCUGAACACAGUGCAGACACUUAAGAAUGAGCUGCAGGAUGCCAAGAUGGCGGCUGUGGAGAGUCAGCUCAAGCCACUUCCAGGGGAAACGCUGGAAAAAUGUGCUCAGGACCUGGGAAGCACCUCUAAAGCAGUGGGCUCCUCCAUGGCACAGCUCCUAACCUGCGCUGCUCAAGGCAAUGAGCACUAUACAGGAGUGGCUGCUAGAGAGACAGCCCAAGCUCUGAAAACGCUGGCCCAGGCUGCCCGGGGAGUGGCUGCAUCUACGAGUGACCCUGCUGCUGCCCACGCCAUGCUAGAUUCUGCCCGAGAUGUGAUGGAGGGCUCUGCCAUGCUCAUUCAAGAAGCCAAGCAGGCCCUGAUUGCACCUGGAGAUGCAGAGAGUCAACAGAGACUAGCCCAGGUGGCCAAAGCUGUCUCUCACUCCUUGAAUAACUGUGUGAAUUGCCUUCCUGGGCAGAAGGAUGUGGAUGUGGCCUUGAAGAGCAUUGGGGAGUCCAGCAAGAAGCUGCUUGUGGAUUCGCUACCUCCGAGCACAAAGCCUUUCCAGGAAGCCCAGAGUGAACUGAAUCAGGCAGCAGCUGAUCUGAACCAGUCUGCUGGGGAAGUUGUCCACGCCACCCGGGGCCAGAGUGGAGAACUGGCAGCAGCCUCUGGAAAGUUCAGUGAUGAUUUCGACGAAUUCCUAGAUGCUGGCAUUGAGAUGGCUGGCCAAGCACAGACGAAAGAAGACCAGAUCCAAGUGAUAGGGAACCUCAAGAAUAUUUCUAUGGCAUCCAGCAAGCUAUUAUUAGCUGCCAAGUCUCUCUCUGUAGAUCCAGGAGCGCCCAACGCAAAAAAUCUUCUAGCUGCCGCUGCAAGAGCUGUAACAGAGAGCAUCAAUCAGCUCAUCACCCUGUGCACCCAGCAAGCCCCCGGGCAGAAGGAGUGUGAUAACGCUCUGCGAGAGCUUGAGACUGUCAAGGGCAUGUUGGACAAUCCCAAUGAACCUGUUAGUGACCUCUCUUACUUUGACUGCAUUGAGAGUGUGAUGGAAAACUCCAAGGUUUUGGGAGAGUCAAUGGCAGGAAUUUCACAGAAUGCCAAAACCGGGGACCUCCCUGCCUUUGGGGAGUGUGUGGGGAUUGCAUCCAAGGCUCUCUGUGGCCUGACAGAGGCUGCAGCUCAGGCUGCAUACCUGGUCGGUAUCUCUGAUCCAAAUAGCCAGGCAGGCCACCAGGGCCUGGUGGACCCCAUCCAGUUUGCCAGGGCUAACCAGGCUAUCCAGAUGGCAUGCCAGAACUUGGUGGACCCUGGCAGCAGCCCAUCACAGGUUCUGUCAGCUGCCACAAUUGUGGCCAAGCACACCUCAGCUCUCUGCAAUGCCUGCCGCAUCGCCUCAUCCAAGACAGCCAACCCCGUGGCCAAGAGGCACUUUGUUCAGUCAGCCAAGGAGGUCGCUAACAGCACCGCCAACCUGGUGAAGACCAUCAAGGCCCUGGAUGGUGAUUUCUCUGAAGACAAUCGCAAUAAGUGCCGUAUUGCCACUGCUCCCUUGAUUGAAGCAGUGGAAAACCUAACAGCAUUUGCAUCAAACCCUGAGUUUGUCAGUGUUCCUGCUCAGAUCAGCUCUGAGGGUUCCCAGGCACAGGAACCAAUCCUGGUCUCAGCUAAGACCAUGCUGGAGAGCUCAUCAUACCUCAUCCGCACUGCACGCUCUCUGGCCAUCAACCCCAAAGACCCACCCACCUGGUCUGUGCUGGCUGGACAUUCUCACACUGUAUCUGACUCCAUUAAGAGUCUCAUCACAUCUAUCAGGGACAAGGCCCCUGGGCAGAGGGAAUGUGACUACUCCAUUGAUGGCAUCAACCGAUGUAUCCGGGACAUUGAGCAGGCUUCUCUGGCGGCUGUUAGCCAGAGCCUGGCCACGAGGGAUGACAUAUCUGUGGAGGCCCUACAGGAGCAGCUGACUUCAGUGGUCCAGGAAAUCGGGCAUCUUAUCGAUCCCAUUGCCACAGCAGCUCGAGGAGAGGCAGCCCAGCUGGGACAUAAGGUGACACAGUUGGCGAGCUACUUCGAGCCCUUGAUCUUAGCUGCAGUAGGUGUCGCCUCCAAGAUUCUGGACCAUCAGCAGCAGAUGACGGUGCUGGACCAAACCAAGACACUGGCAGAGUCUGCCUUACAGAUGCUGUAUGCAGCCAAAGAAGGUGGAGGAAACCCCAAGGCUCAGCACACCCAUGAUGCCAUCACGGAGGCUGCCCAGCUGAUGAAGGAAGCCGUGGACGACAUCAUGGUGACACUGAACGAAGCUGCCAGUGAAGUGGGGCUGGUGGGAGGCAUGGUGGACGCCAUCGCCGAGGCUGUGAGCAAGCUGGAUGAAGGCACCCCUCCAGAACCAAAGGGAACAUUCGUUGACUACCAGACAACUGUGGUUAAAUACUCCAAAGCCAUUGCCGUGACAGCUCAGGAAAUGAUGACUAAGUCGGUUACUAACCCGGAGGAGUUGGGAGGACUGGCUUCACAAAUGACCAGUGACUAUGGGCACCUGGCUCUCCAGGGCCAGAUGGCAGCAGCCACGGCCGAACCAGAGGAGAUCGGAUUCCAGAUUCGCACGCGUGUACAAGACCUGGGCCACGGCUGUAUCUUCCUGGUGCAGAAGGCAGGGGCCCUCCAGGUGUGCCCCACAGACAGCUAUACCAAAAGGGAACUGAUCGAGUGCGCCCGUGCUGUCACAGAGAAGGUGUCCUUGGUGCUCUCAGCUCUCCAGGCUGGGAACAAGGGGACUCAAGCAUGCAUCACGGCUGCCACUGCUGUGUCUGGGAUCAUCGCCGACCUGGACACCACUAUCAUGUUUGCCACGGCAGGGACGCUGAAUGCAGAGAACAGUGAGACCUUUGCAGACCACAGGGAGAACAUUCUGAAGACAGCCAAGGCCUUGGUGGAAGACACAAAACUGCUCGUGUCGGGGGCCGCAUCCACUCCAGACAAGCUGGCCCAGGCGGCUCAGUCCUCAGCAGCCACCAUCACCCAGCUGGCUGAGGUCGUCAAGCUGGGGGCCGCCAGUCUGGGCUCUGACGAUCCUGAGACCCAGGUGGUGUUGAUCAACGCUAUCAAAGACGUGGCCAAGGCCCUUUCUGAUCUCAUUGGUGCUACCAAAGGAGCUGCCAGCAAGCCAGCCGAUGAUCCUUCCAUGUACCAGCUCAAGGGAGCUGCCAAGGUGAUGGUGACUAAUGUCACCUCCCUCCUCAAGACUGUGAAGGCAGUGGAGGAUGAGGCCACCCGGGGCACAAGGGCACUUGAGGCCACCAUCGAGUACAUAAAACAGGAGCUCACGGUAUUUCAGUCAAAAGAGGUACCUGAAAAGACAUCAUCACCUGAAGAAUCAAUAAGGAUGACGAAAGGCAUCACCAUGGCAACAGCUAAAGCCGUGGCAGCUGGGAACUCUUGUAGACAGGAGGACGUGAUUGCCACAGCCAAUUUGAGCCGGAAGGCUGUAUCUGAUAUGUUGACGGCUUGCAAGCAAGCAUCCUUCCACUCUGAUGUCAGCGAGGAGGUGCGAUCCAGAGCCUUGCGGUACGGGACGGAAUGCACCCUGGGCUACCUGGACCUUCUGGAGCAUGUCUUGGUGAUUCUUCAGAAACCAACACCAGAACUCAAGCAGCAACUGGCUGCUUUCUCCAAGCGUGUCGCGGGUGCAGUGACUGAGCUCAUCCAGGCAGCAGAAGCCAUGAAAGGAACAGAGUGGGUGGAUCCAGAAGACCCAACCGUCAUUGCAGAAACAGAAUUACUGGGGGCUGCAGCAUCCAUUGAGGCUGCUGCAAAGAAGUUAGAGCAACUGAAGCCAAGAGCAAAACCUAAACAAGCAGAUGAGACCUUGGAUUUUGAAGAACAGAUCUUGGAAGCUGCUAAAUCCAUUGCUGCUGCCACGAGUGCCCUGGUCAAAUCAGCCUCCGCAGCCCAGAGGGAGCUAGUGGCCCAAGGAAAGGUGGGCUCCAGCCCCGCCAAUGCUGCAGAUGACGGACAAUGGUCACAAGGACUGAUUUCUGCCGCCCGAAUGGUGGCAGCUGCAACCAGCAGUCUCUGUGAGGCAGCCAAUGCCUCUGUUCAGGGACAUGCCAGCGAGGAGAAGCUCAUCUCAUCUGCCAAGCAGGUCGCUGCUUCCACAGCUCAGCUCCUUGUGGCCUGCAAGGUGAAAGCCGACCAGGACUCAGAGGCCAUGAGGCGGCUACAGGUAAUGGUCACUGAUGCUGGUGGGAAAAUACUCCUGUUGGAGCGGGCAGCAGGGAAUGCUGUGAAAAGAGCCUCAGACAAUCUUGUUCGUGCAGCCCAGAAGGCAGCAUUUGGCAAAACUGACGAUGAUGAUGUCGUAGUCAAAACAAAGUUUGUGGGGGGCAUUGCUCAGAUCAUCGCUGCCCAGGAGGAAAUGCUAAAGAAAGAACGAGAACUGGAAGAAGCAAGGAAAAAACUGGCCCAGAUCCGCCAGCAGCAGUAUAAAUUCCUACCCACUGAACUGAGGGAGGAUGAGGGUUAAGGCCGGGCCAGGAUGGCGAGCCCCAGGAACUGGCAUGCAAGAACUGGACAAACAGUGUUCCUGAGAGCCGGGCACUUACCUGGAAACUGCCAGCCCCUCCCCCUGGGGCAAAUCCAGAGCCCUGAGUCCCGUUCUCACUUCUCUGUCCUGUUGGCACUGGCUGCAUGAUCCUGAUGUUGCACGGUACAGUGUCCCACCCACAGUUCCUCCUCUGCCUCCCCUUGUGCCUCGCCAUAUCUCGGGAGAGCGGGGUGCACGUUUUGUGGACUGUUACCAAAAAAGAGAAGUCAGUAUUAUGUCAUUCUCAGACACCUUUGCUUUCAUUGGUCUUCUCUAGGACUGCUGCUGGGCCCCUUUGUGAAAUCAUACUAGGAACAAAAAUAUAACGACCCUGGGGGUGAUAUCAUUGAUGUCAUAGAUACACAUCGAUAUUCUUCUCCCUCUCAAGAGAACAUGAAAGUUGGAGCUGAACGUGGUAAUAAAAGCCAGAAUCACAAACCCAGGUGGACUCUGGGAGGGUGACUGAGGUCCUCCUUCCAUGUCUUGAGCACUGGUUCACCCAAGGGGUGAAGAAUCCCUGCUCCUGUUUGCACGCUUUCUUGCCUCAGUGUGUAAGCUCCUUGUACAAUCUAGACCCAUCUUGUAUCCUGUGGCCCCAAAAAUCAAACAGUUAUUUUUUUUCCCCUCCAUAAUCCAAAGGGCAGAGUUGUGGGAGCCUUGCAGGGCUUGGUGAGCCGGGACUGGAAUAAAAUGCAUGGGCUCCUUA